Rotaria sp. Silwood2 is the source of this 252-nucleotide messenger RNA. The record is from the annotation of a GenBank genome assembly. NCBI's taxonomy places the organism in Eukaryota, Metazoa, Rotifera, Eurotatoria, Philodinida, Philodinidae.
AUGAGUUACUUUUAUCCAAAUAUAUUAUGGACACCACAAAGUUGUUUACCAAUAAUUUAUGUACAAACAAUGGUUAAUUGUCAAGUCACCUAUGCCGUGUGUGUCGUAUCAUUUAAUCGACUUUGCACAGUCAUCUAUGGACAAACAACAUUUUUUCGUACAAAACGUGGAGUUGCUCUCUCUAUUGGAAUUCAAUGGUUCAUCGGAGCAACAUUGCCAUUACCAACAUUUGCAUCAGACAUUCAGGUAUGA